UCGGUCCGUGGAGAGCGCGCGAAUCGCACAUCAGUCGUACGACAGACCGUCUUUCAUGUGGACGUCGCGACGCUCGUCAUUCUGCACUCGGUGUGAAGUUCAACAACAUGUGCUGCAACUAAACAGACUUGAUACGUUCACUUCGUAACUGGAUUACAGCUGAAGACGCUCCAGCCAAUAGAAAUUGUUAGAUGAUUGAGAAUGGAGGAGGACGAGCCGAUGUACGAAGCCGAAGAUUUCAUGUGCGACCAAGUGAUAAUCAGCACCGAAGUUGACGUCGACUUCAAGACUUACAGAUCCACCAUCACAAUACCAGCAACGAAGAUACGAUUGGCCGUUGCCCUUCUGACGGACUCAUUGCUACCGACCGUCGUGGGCGCCUACUACGCGUACUUGAGAAACCAAAAGUCAGUGUUGGAGAAUGUGCGCAGACAAAUCCUACCGGCUGUAUGGGCCGUCGUCGCCAACUACCUAUCAAGAUCCCUUUCGUCCGUGCAGAGAGGUAUCAUCUACCCCUUGACCUUCGUACCAAUCAAGUCGAGCGGCUUGGAAAUCGAAUGCGAGACCGACGAAGAACCGCCCGAAAAGUGCGUGAAUUGCAUCGUCUUGAGCGAACCCGAUGGAGACAUCCAAGCGGACGUCAUCUUCAUCCACGGUCUUCACGGGUCUCUUGGUAACACCUGGAAACAAGGUCUGUGGCGACAUCCGAAACAUAAGCUCAGCCAGAACAAGGCGAUGGGACAUAGCCAAUCAACUGGUGAUCUACCGGAAGCUACAACAUCCACUCACAAAUCGCUGAAGAGGAGCGUGUCCGGAAAUCCCUUAGUUCCACCAAAUAAGAUUGCGAAGAGAACGAUCGAUGAUUGCAUCGAUAACGAUUUUGUCGUACUCAAGAACGAAGAUGUUCCUGUUAAGCAGGAGUACACGCCGUGCUGGCCGCAGGAGUGGUUACCGAAGGACUGCCCCGGAAUAAGGGUGAUCGCUUUGAACUACACCACCGAUACGCACCUUUGGAGGCCAGUUUGGAUCAAGAAACGCAAGCGCACUAACAUGACGGAGAGAAGCAAAGAGAUGAUCGAGCAUCUGCUCAAUCUAGGCGUAGGUCAAAACCCCAUCGUCUGGGUGGGCCACUCCAAGGGCGGACUCUUCGUGAAGCAACUCAUCGCCGAUUCUUGGGAUAUGAAAGGUCAAUCCGGGAUCGGAGAUUUGUACCAGCAGACGAAGGGCAUCCUCUUUUACAGCGUGCCGCACAGAGGCUCCAUCCUUGCCGACUUCAAUUUACCGUUCCUCAGAAAAAGCAUCGAAUUAACGGAGAUUCAAAGAAAUUGUCCCUUCGUUUUGGGGCUGCACGAAAGGUUCUUGAAAGUGUGCAAAGAUGAAACUUUCAAUCCUGAAAUUUUCAGUUUUAUAGAGACUUCGUUCACUUUGAUGACAUUCAUCUACCUGAAGAUCGUCGCCUACGAAUCCGCAGAUCCAGGAAUUGGAUCGAUCCGCGGAGUUCCAUUGGACCACAGGGAGAUCUGCAAACCUGCUGGACGCGAUUGCUUCUUGUACGGACAACUAGUGAAAUUGAUUAACAGUGUGUUGUCGGAUGAGAUGGACUACGAUAAAUAUAGCGCUAUGCUUACUACGUUAGCUGAUCUUAGAUAGGUUUAAGAAAAUAGUGAUCUAGUUUCAAGUGAACAUAAAUUUGCGAAUCACGGGUAUAGCACUGAUUCAACUGUUGAAUAGAGUGUGCUUGAGAGAAAGCGAUAUAUAUAUAUAUAUAGUGUAUAUGUGUAGAAUAGAACCAUGAAAAAGCCGUAAGGCUUACGAAUUACUUCGUAUAUUUUUUUUAUAUGUAUACAGAAUGUAGAUGAUGUGAUGCGGUGUGCCAUAGUCCGAGUCCGAGUACCUACCAGUACCUUCUUACAAGAGUAAUAGUCUUCGAAUGUGAUCACAUUUUCUUCUCAGAAAAUAAAAUAAUAAUGAAAAGAAACAGAUUUGAAUGUACAGUUUCUACUUAAUAAGUUCUACAAGAAUUGUGAUAUUAAUCGUUAGGUUUUAUUUCUUUUACAUUGAGUAUACUCGUUGAAUAUCUUUGUUUAGUUAUUUCACAUUUUAAAUAAAUAUUUUAUAAAUAUA
Messenger RNA from Nicrophorus vespilloides, 2124 nucleotides. RefSeq lists its product as uncharacterized. The record is from RefSeq and is a predicted model, not a curated record. NCBI's taxonomy places the organism in Eukaryota, Metazoa, Arthropoda, Insecta, Coleoptera, Silphidae. Bases 202 to 1650 code for a protein of 482 amino acids. The transcript is spliced from 7 exons.